GUUAAAUUUGUGUUUAAUUCAUACUUUCAUAUAUCUUACUCUCUCCUUUGCAUAAACCGGAAAAACACAGCGGGGGUAAGGAAAUUCAAGAAAAACCCCCAAAACCCCAGCAGUCUCUGCUUCCCUUCUCUCACUACAGAUGUAUUGCCUUCGCACGAUUUUAUAGCCAAAGAAAAUUUGAAAAAAGAAAAAAGAACCAUUCAAUCCUCAAUAUGGAUUUGUUUAGGCAGGCUAUUCUGCGCCCAGGGCCACCUGAAGAGUUUGCACUUCGAACUGUUCAAGAAGCAAUAAAACCUCAGAAGCAAAUAAAGCUAGUCCAAGACGAGAAUCAGCUGCUGGAGAAUAUUCUCAGGUCGCUACUUCAAGAACUGGUGGCUGCUGCAGUUCAGGCGGGGCAGAAGAUCAUGGAGUAUGGAAUGUCGAUUGUUGAUGGUGAAUCAAGUCAGGGUCAGAUUCCCCGCCUUCUUGAUAUUGUUCUAUAUCUUUGUGAGAAAGAGCAUGUGGAGGGUGGCAUGAUAUUUCAACUUUUAGAAGAUUUGACAGAAAUGUCAACAAUGAGAAACUGUGAGGAUAUCUUUGGGUACAUAGAGAGCAAACAAGACAUAUUGGGGAAGCCAGAACUCUUUGCACGAGGGAAGCUUGUUAUGUUAAGGACGUGUAAUCAGUUGCUUCGUCGUCUAUCAAAGGCGAAUGAUGUUGUUUUCUGUGGGCGCAUUAUCAUGUUUCUUGCUCACUUCUUCCCCUUAUCCGAGCGUUCAGCUGUAAAUAUAAAGGGAGUUUUCAAUACAUCAAAUGAGACAAAAUAUGAGACACAAGCUCCUGAGGGUAUUUCUAUAGAUUUCAACUUCUAUAAGACACUUUGGAAUUUACAGGAAUACUUCUGCAAUCCGCCAUCCCUGAUUAAUGCUCCUGGCAAGUGGCAUAAAUUUACAUCCGGUUUGAUGAUAGUGCUAAAUACUUUUGAGGCUCAGCCUUUAAGCGAUGAAGAGGGCAAUGCUCAUAACCUUGAGGAUGACGCUGCAACCUUUAACAUAAAAUAUCUUACAAGCAGUAAACUUAUGGGUCUCGAGCUGAAAGAUCCUAGUUUCAGGCGCCACGUUCUGGUUCAAAGUCUCAUUCUGUUUGACUAUUUGAAGGCACCGGGAAAAAGUGAGAAGGAAUUGCCCUCUGAAGCAAUGGAGGAGGAAAUAAAGACUAGUGAAGAGCGGGUAAAGAAGCUUCUUGAAAUGACUCCACCCAAAGGAAAAGAUUUCCUUUGUAGCAUUGAGCACAUAUUGGAGCGUGAAAGGAAUUGGGUUUGGUGGAAACGUGAUGGCUGCCCUCCAUUUGAGAAGCAACCCAUAGAGAAAAAGCCGGUUCAAGGUGGAACCAAAAAACGUCGGCCACGAUGGAGGCUUGGAAACAAAGAACUCUCUCAAUUGUGGAAAUGGGCAGAUCAGUAUCCGAAUGCUUUAACUGAUACUCAACGUGUGUGCACUCCCUCUAUCACAGAUUACUGGAAACCUCUGGCAGAAGAUAUGGAUGAAUCUGCUGGAAUAGAAGCAGAAUACCAUCACAAAAAUAACCGGGUCUAUUGCUGGAAAGGUUUGCGGUUUUCAGCCCGCCAAGACUUGGAGGGAUUUUCCAGAUUUACAGAGCAUGGUAUUGAGGGGGUUGUGCCUCUGGAACUUUUGCCUGCUGAAGUACGGGCCAGAUAUCAAGCUAAGCCAAGUGAAAGGACUAAGCGGGCUAAGAAGGAGGAAACAAAAACCUCAGCGCAGCAAGCAGAAGAAAAUCAGAUUGUGACAGCAGCAAGUGAGAUGGACAAUGAAGGGGAGCGCGCUGAUCCUGACGCAUCAGUUGCUCCAAUUGACGCAGACACGAGAAUUGCUACUGUUACCAUAUCUCAGGAAGAAACUCCAACUCCAGAAGAUAACCAGAAGCAAAGCUCUGAUACAGAUGUUGCUCAAGAAGCAGGGCAGAUGGAAGCAGACACAGAAGCAGAGACGGGGAUGAUUGAUGGAGAAACAGAUGCGGAUGUUGAUCUAGAUGCUGUAGGCUAAUCCAACUUUGUAUCGGUCUGUGCAACUUCCCCCCUUUCUUUGGGGACAAUUCAACUAAAAUUGUUUUUAGGACACACAAUAAUCUGCAAGUAUCGAAAUUGUAUUUUGAUGAUAUUUCUGAAACAAACACAAAAGAACAGCCUACAUGGCAAACUAAAAUUUAAAUUAUGUUC
Nicotiana attenuata is the source of this 2215-nucleotide messenger RNA. RefSeq names its product THO complex subunit 1. Gene Ontology annotation, biological process: mRNA export from nucleus; regulation of DNA-templated transcription elongation. The coding region runs from base 213 to 2042 and encodes 609 amino acids. Gene Ontology annotation, cellular component: THO complex part of transcription export complex. NCBI's taxonomy places the organism in Eukaryota, Viridiplantae, Streptophyta, Magnoliopsida, Solanales, Solanaceae. The record is from RefSeq and is a predicted model, not a curated record. The transcript has 21 exons.